AGAAGAAUUAUCAACAGCGAAGAGUGACGGCGGACUGUCUCCUCGAGGCUACAUGUCCACUUAAUAGAUGGCGUAUUUGCUUCCCGCCUCCCGCUCAAGCUCUACGCCGGGAAAAGCAUUGUCACUGUUGUCAUCUACGUCAUGAGUGAGGUUUGAAGUGCUAAUGGUGAAAACGCGAUAUGAUGGAGAUAUGCUGUUUAUGGUGAAAUGUUGGUGUAGAGUCAUUGUAUAUUCCCGUUCACGACUGAAACGAACAUUUUUCCUCAAAAUGCUCAACGGGUGACGCAAGCAAAUGUGUGUUUCGCGUGAGAUAUCCAAUAACAAAGGAGUGCAAUUUCGACAAGUGAGGAAAAAACACGACAAUAUAACCUAGAAAAGUAGAUGACAAACUGUAACUUCUGACUGCACUACUGAUGAAAACGCAUAUAUCAUAAAUACACGACACUAUAAAUCUGCCAUAUUUCCGUGGACAUUUUCUCGGUCAGGAAAUUUAUUAGACAUAAGAAUCAGAACUGAAUAAGACCACGAAGAAAGAAUCCCCGUUGCAGUCAUUGCAGAAUCAUCGUGUUCUUCUGAGAGGAAAUUUAUUACGAGCUUCGAGAUGGAGGCCAAAGAAAGGGCGUACUCGAUGGGGUCGACCGCCAGCCAAGGCCAGACCCCGAGCCUCGUCAGCGCCCCCUCCAGGCGGAUGUCGGGGUCGUCCUCCUUGACGUCCAGGUCCAGGAAGAUCUCCAGAAUUGAGAUGGUGAACAUGCCAGGGGGGGCGAUGCUGCUGGAGGUGGAGGAGCGGGACGACGACGCCGUGUCCAUUCUGAGCCGAAGGGACAGCCUCUCCGGAGCCCUCACGGUCGGGGGCGUCACUGCCUUGCCCGACACCGCCUACUUCGAUAAGAAAAUUAAGAUCGAGAUGGCUCACCACAGUCCAGCCGUCGGGAGCAAUCCAGGAGCAGACUCUGGCGACGAAGGCGAAGAAGACACGGCCACAGACGCCGUGAACGAGGAGAGCAAGAAAGACAAAGACCCCUUACUGAGCUACGGUCUCUCCAACGUCCUCAACCACCUGUGUCUUGCCCUGGCCUCUCCUGCCUUCUUCAGGUUGCCGGCCCUCGCCUACAAAUGGAGCAGCAAAACUGGCUCUGGUUUUUUCUUAGUGUACUGUAUCAUGCUCUUUGUGGUGGCUCUGCCGAUCAGCGUCCUCGAGCAGACGAUGGCUCAGUUCUCGUCUCUGGGCACCGUGACCAUCUUCAGGUGUCUUCCUCUCCUCACUGGUGUGGGCGUUGGCAUGAUGGCGGCCUGCAGCGUCCUCAUGGUUUACACAAGCACUGUCUUCACCUGGAGCACGCUCUAUCUCUUUGACUGCAUGCAUCCGAAAUUGCCUUGGGAAGAGUGCACGAAUGGAACGAAUUAUUGUGUGGAAUUUGAGAAAUACACCCUUGGAGCCACAGACGCGAGAAAGUACCUUCCGAAUGAUUUUUACUUUCUAGAUAGCGUGGCGCAGGCGUUCGAGCCCCGAAGCGCCCUCUCCCCGAACUUAUCUCUGGCUCUCAUCCAGCUGUUUCUGUGGCUCGCCCUCGUGAUUCUGGUGUCGCGGCGGGAGGUGUGGCAGAGCGGAAUUUUCAGCAAAGUCAUGGCUCUCCUCACUCUGGCCAUGCUGGUGGCCUUGGUGACGGUGGGUCUCACCUCGAGGGAGAGCGGGGCCGGACUCUACGCCGUCUUUAAACUGCAUCCGAGCAAUUUGGCGAAACCGGAUAUUUGGUUGGAUGCCUUGGGGCAGGCAGUGUGGACACUCGGCCCUACUCUUGGCAUCCUCAUCUCCAGAGCCAGCUACAAACGCUUCCGGGAGAGGAUCCGCCUGGACGCUUACACAGCCGUGGGAGUCAACAUCUUCGUGGCUCUGCUGUUGCACUUGGCCCUGUUCCCUUUCCUUACCUCUCGGGUGCCAACCGACUCGGCUCUGGUGUCUGACAAAAGCCCUGGUUACUUCUUCAUCAUUUCGUCAUACGCCGUCGCACAAAUGCAGGAGCAGCAACUGGCCGGCGUAGUCUUGUACCUGUGCGUGUGCAAGGCUCUCCUCGACCACACGAACGCGCUGGCCGCCACCGUGUUGGUCAGCAUCAACGACCUCCUGCCCAUCAAGUGGCGCAGCGGCGGACGGCGCUUCACGUGCGAGUGUCUCGUGUGUCUCGGCGGGCUGCUGGCGAGUCUGUUCUUCGUGUCACGGGGUGGUUUCUACUUACUGAAUGCAAUGGACGCGUACAUACCUUGGAUGUACAGCUUGGUGCUAGGAUUACUAGAAGUGUCCGGCCUCGUCUACCUUUACGGCACGAAGAACAUCACCAAACACUUCCAUGUGAUGAUCCGAAAGAAGACUGUGGUGUUCCCUGUCAUUUGGAAGUUCAUCCUGUCGCCGGUUCUCCUGGCGUUGCUAAUCUGGGUGUGCGUCGUGGGCGUCAAGGGACCCCAGUGGUGGGAUCAUCCACACCUAACGGAAGCGGACGAGAAGGUUUACUCCGGCAUAGGUCUCGCCCUCGCACUGUUCCCAGUCUGCCUCUGUCCCGUCGCUACAUUGGUUGUUCUUUACAGCAACAGGAAGUCACCCCGAGAGCUUCUUGAGCCUCGGCCUACAUGGGGACCUGCCCUCGCCAAACACAGAGCUUUCUACACGCCGGGUAUUCUCAAGAUACAUACCCGAAAGCCUUUCUUGGUGGUAAAGGUGGAUUAUGAAAACAUAGAAGACCUUCCACCGAAGGGAUGGAUUCCUUAUGGAUACUUCAAGGUCCCUUCGAUGUCAAUGCCGCAGUAUCUGUUUGACAACUUGAGUUCGGUUGGCACGACGACGAAGAAAGAGCUUGCCAGAUACCUGAAGGCAGUGUUCAGCAACAUCCAUGAGUCCGAUGAUUGGGUAAAUGAUGACCUUGGCGAAGAGAACCCAAUUGCAACUAUUGCUAGAGAAAAUGGUAGCGAUAUUGAUUUAUUCUCCGGAGAUAUCAUUAAUGUGGAUGAUCCCAGACCCAGAUCAUCAGCAAGUAUGUCUUCUGGUGUUUUAUUGCAGCCUACAACCCUUUAUAGAAGUGAUGAUAAAUUGCAUUAUCAAUUACCUGUCCAUAAUGGUCCAUUCAAUCCAGUCUUUAUAAGAACUGGUGUAGAUGUUGAAAAUAAAUGAAAUGGAAAAGUAA
Messenger RNA from Penaeus monodon (black tiger shrimp), 3176 nucleotides. Its product is annotated as sodium-dependent noradrenaline transporter-like. Gene Ontology annotation, biological process: sodium ion transmembrane transport. The transcript has 15 exons. The record is from RefSeq and is a predicted model, not a curated record. NCBI's taxonomy places the organism in Eukaryota, Metazoa, Arthropoda, Malacostraca, Decapoda, Penaeidae. Gene Ontology annotation, cellular component: membrane. The coding region runs from base 602 to 3163 and encodes 853 amino acids.